UACCUGCUGUCAAAGAUUGGGAGUACAAAAUCUCUUCUUGAAUGAUAUCUCCGCCGAUAUAACGAACAUAAACUAUUAACUGUGCACAAUUAACGAUGUCGGUGGAUUCAUCGCAACUAAAGGCAAAAAAUGGCGAUAAUUUUACUUUGUUAAUUAUUUGUGACUUUAUUAUGAGGUUUAUUUUGCUUUGCUAUCAUAAAAGCUAUUUCAAAUGCAGCUUUGAGAUACUGCGAUACACCUUUGUGGUAACUUCCCGAUUUAUCCAGUCUCAUGCGCUUGAGUGAUUCUGCUUUAGAAGAAAAACUCUUUCGUCUUCAAAACCAGAGUAGGAUGAUGUUGUUUCAAAUGCCUUCCAAGGCGAU
Molecule: messenger RNA, 362 nt
Organism: Acanthoscelides obtectus
Lineage: Eukaryota; Metazoa; Arthropoda; Insecta; Coleoptera; Chrysomelidae
Source: the annotation of a GenBank genome assembly